UGGCAUAAGGCAGCUGGCUUAAUCCCAGGGUAUCACUUGCAAUGACCGGAAUAUUCAGACUAACUUAUACAGCUGCCUUGAGCGCUCGGAUACGUUCCAGGGAGAGUUGCACCUACUUGUAUCGAGUUAUGAAAUUAAUGGGCUGGAUAGCACCCAAGCAGGGUAUUAAGCGGUAUAUGUACUUGGCUUGGAUGUGCUUGGUUUUUCUAUUUCCAUCGCUUUAUCUGCCAUUUGGUCUCGGCCUAAGUUUAAUUUAUAACUUCGAGAAUUUUACUCCCAGCGUAUUUCUGAGUGUACUUCAAAUGGCUUUCAACGUAUCCGGAGCAACCGUUAAAAGUUAUAUUGUGUACGUUUAUAUGAGUCGUCUGAACCAGACAAGAUCGAUAAUGGACGCUCUGGAUGAGCGACUGCAGAGCGACAGCGAUCGGAUGAAGAUCCACAAGGCUGUGGCUAGUUCAAAUUAUCUAUUUAUGGUUUAUGCAGUGCUUUAUAUCAGCUAUACGGUGUCAGUGUUUGUGGUGGGCUUGGCAAAUAGACAGCCGCCCUGGAUGAUCUACAAUCCGUUCUUCGAUUGGCGCAAAGGCGUGGCCAGCCUGUGGCUGCAUGCGAUGCUCGAGUACAUUCUGAUGGUAUCGAUGACCAUACUGGUGCUCAUCAUAGACACAUACACUCUUGUGUUUAUAAUUAACUUUCGAGCCCAUAUCGAUGUACUGAAGGAUCACAUUCGAAAUCUACGCACCGAUCCACUGCAGACUGAGGCCAAGAACUAUGAUGAACUGGUCUACAACAUUAUUUAUCACAAACUAAUAGUGCAAUGCUGCAACUUGAUGCGUCCAGUUAUGUCUCAAACCAUUUUCAUACAGUUUUUACUGGUUGGCGUCGUACUGGGCGUGACUAUGAUAAAUGUCUUAUAUUUCUCUGGUUUAUUUCGUGCAAUUUCCUCGAUCUUGUUUGUCACGGCCCUGCUGUUUGAGACCUUUCCCUUUUGCUAUCUGUGUGACCAGCUUGUCAAUGAUUGCUACGAAUUAUCGAAUCUUCUGGGUGAAUCGCAUUGGAUCGACGCAGAGCCCAAAUAUAAGUCCACGCUGAAGUUUUUCAUGCACAACCUGCAACAGCCGAUUAUCUUUACUGCUGGCGGCAUUUUUCUCAUCUCACUGAACAGCAAUAUCCAGGUGGCCAAGUUUGCGUUCAGCGUGAUGACUAUAGUUCAGCAAAUGAAUCUGGCCGAUCGAUUUAAAUAAGUUAAGUAAAAAAAGGCUUCAGCCUGUCUGAAGGAAAAUAGACUUUUGAGUAGCAUCAAUUUGUAUGGCAACACGAAAAUCAAUUUGCAAAUUAUAUCCAGCCAAAACACACACCUUGGAGAAGGCAUAAAAGUAGCUGCUUACUCCCUACUUCGAUUUAUUUUGUUACCAUAUUUUAUUGACUUUGCAAAGUCAAAGCAUAUUGUCGAAGCAAUUUCUCAUUAAUUAUUAUAUUU
Messenger RNA from Drosophila novamexicana, 1477 nucleotides. RefSeq names its product odorant receptor 59b-like. Gene Ontology annotation, biological process: sensory perception of smell; detection of chemical stimulus involved in sensory perception of smell. Gene Ontology annotation, cellular component: plasma membrane. The record is from RefSeq and is a predicted model, not a curated record. Gene Ontology annotation, molecular function: odorant binding; olfactory receptor activity. The coding region runs from base 42 to 1241 and encodes 399 amino acids. The transcript is spliced from 4 exons. NCBI's taxonomy places the organism in Eukaryota, Metazoa, Arthropoda, Insecta, Diptera, Drosophilidae.